CUUCUUCUUGGUCCUUUCUGUAGUUCCGAUUUAAAGCUUUUUGACUAAUUUUCCUUCUUCUUGUUGGUUACUUUCUCUUGAUCUCAGAUUAUUACUCUAUUCCACGCAAAGAGGAAGUCUAAAGAUGUCAUCAUCAUAUAACACAAACGUUGUUCCUUCACCAUCAUCCUCCACUCAGCCGUUCUUCAUAAGUGGCUCCAGCGCCGGAGAUAAUGCCUUUGACCGGAAGGAUACUUUUAUGUCAAUGAUUCAAUAUCCUAACUCCUCGGCUCCACCACCCAAGAAACGAAGAAACCAACCGGGAAACCCAAAUCCUGAUGCGGAAGUGGUAGCGUUGUCUCCAACCACACUAAUGGCUACAAACAGAUUCAUAUGCGAUGUAUGCAAAAAAGGGUUUCAAAGAGAACAAAAUCUACAGCUUCACCGAAGAGGGCACAAUCUCCCAUGGAAGCUCAAACAGAAGUCAACCAAAGAAGUGAAGAAGAAAGUGUAUAUUUGCCCGGAACCAACGUGCGUCCACCAUGACCCUUCACGUGCUCUCGGAGACCUCACCGGAGUCAAGAAGCAUUACUAUCGUAAACAUGGAGAAAAGAAGUGGAAAUGCGACAAAUGUUCUAAGCGUUAUGCGGUUCAAUCGGAUUGGAAAGCUCACUCUAAGACUUGUGGUACUAAAGAGUAUCGAUGUGACUGUGGUACCAUCUUCUCUAGACGCGAUAGUUACAUUACACACAGGGCUUUCUGUGAUGCAUUGAUACAAGAGACUGCUAGAAACCCUACCGUGUGCUUCACGUCAAUGGCAACUGCUAGCAGCGGCGCCGGCUCCCGUGGAUUUUACGGGAGACUCGACGGUGGCAACGCUCUCUCCCACCACCAUUUGAGUGACCAUCUCAACUCCGGAUUUUCGCCUUUCUCGAGUUACAAUCUAAACGUUGCAUCUUCUGAAAAUAGCAGAGACUUUACUCCGCAAACGUCAAACCCUAACAUCUUAAUCCAAUGCUCAUCGAGCCAAGGGAUGCUGACUGUAGCAAACAACAACGAUCAAAGUUUCAUGAACCAACACGGUCAGAUCCAGUUUGAGCCAGUCAACAACAUAAACCUCAAGAGUAGCACCACCAACAACAACAGCUUCUUCAACCUCGGAUUCUUUCAAGAAAACACCAAGAACUCAGAGACAACUCUUCCUUCUCUAUAUACCACGGACGCUCGUGUUCAUCACCGUGAAGAAAGUUUGAACGUGGGUUCUAACGUGUCAGCCACGGCACUGCUUCAGAAAGCUACUCAAUUGGGUUCAAUCACAAGCAGCGACUCUUCUGCUUUGUUCAGAGGCUUAGCUUCUUCGUCAAGUGUGGUUGCUAAUGACUUUGGAGGAGGGCAGAUUAUGGGGAAUGAUAAUAACGGUAACCUUCAAGGCCUGAUGAACUCACUAGUGGCCGUAAAUGGCGGUGGUGCCGGCAGAUCCGGUGGCAAUACAUUCAACGUUGACUUCGGCGGAUCCGGUGGCUCGGACAACUUAACUUUGGAUUUUCUUGGAGUUGGAGGAAUGGUGAGAAAUGUAAAUCACGGUGGUGCUGGUCGUGGAGACGUUUCUUUGAAUGGUGAACUGAAGUUUCAUGAGUAAAAUUAUCCGUUUGUAAGAACUUGAUAAUGACUUAUUAUUAUAGACCUUAUAAUUAGAUGAUAACUUUGUUACCUUCGUUUUGUUGUCGUCUAUAUAUUAUGAUCUUUCUGAACUCUUUAAUUUAUGUCUGAUUUUGAUUUGAGUCUGUCUUUUUUUUUUGAAUUACGAUUGGAGUCUGUCUUUGUUUAGUUGUUAUAUAAUAAAAAUAAAUGUAAGUUUCGA
Messenger RNA from Eruca vesicaria subsp. sativa (arugula), 1840 nucleotides. The record is from the annotation of a GenBank genome assembly. Lineage: Eukaryota; Viridiplantae; Streptophyta; Magnoliopsida; Brassicales; Brassicaceae.